Molecule: messenger RNA, 1914 nt
Organism: Aureobasidium subglaciale EXF-2481
Lineage: Eukaryota; Fungi; Ascomycota; Dothideomycetes; Dothideales; Saccotheciaceae
Exons: 2
Coding region: 1-1914 (637 amino acids)
Biological process (GO): proteolysis
Cellular component (GO): cytosol
Molecular function (GO): metallopeptidase activity; aminopeptidase activity; zinc ion binding
Source: RefSeq, a predicted model, not a curated record
AUGCACAAAUCCCCCGCGGCAAUAUUGGAUCGCCCCAUCCCGGAUGAUGUUGACACCUCGAUUCACCAGCCCAGAGAUCCCAAUACUCUGAGUAACUACAAUGUCUGGAGAACCAAGCAUGUGACUGCCAACUUGGAGCUGGAAUUUGCCAAGAACAGAUGUGCUGGUACCAUCAAGCUCGAAUUGGCAAGACUGCACAAGGGUCAAGGAAGCCAGAAAGUCGUCCUUGAUACCAGUUUCCUUGACAUUCAAGAUGUCAAGCUUGCUGGUAAGAAGGCCAAGUGGAACCUCGGAGAGAGAGUCGAGCCCUAUGGAAGUCCUCUUACCAUCGAUAUUCCUAACGACCACUCUGGAGAUGCUGAGAUUGAGGUUACCAUGGCUACCACCGACAAGUGUACUGCUGUGCAAUGGAUGACUCCCGAACAAACCUCCAACAAGAGACAUCCUUACAUGUUCUCUCAAUGCCAGGCCAUCCACGCUCGCUCUCUGUUGCCUUGCCAGGAUACUCCCGACGUAAAGUCAACCUUCACCUUCAACAUCCGCUCUCCCCUCCCCGUCCUCGCCAGUGGUCUCCCCACCGGAAACAAGGACUUCCGCCAUGGCGAGAAUGAUGCUCCUGGAACUCUUCUCUAUACCUUCGACCAAAAGAUCCCGAUGCCCGUCUACCUCUUCGCGCUUGCUAGUGGUGAUCUUGCUUCUGCUGCUAUCGGUCCUCGCAGUUGUGUUCACACUGGUCCUGAGGAGUUGUUGGCUUCGCAGUGGGAGUUCGAGCCAACUGAGAAAUUUAUCCAGGCUGCCGAGAGGAUUGUUUUCCCUUAUGCUUGGACGCAGUACAAUGUUCUUGUCCUGCCUCCCAGUUUCCCUUAUGGCGGAAUGGAGAACCCAAUCUUCACGUUCGCAACACCUACAUUGAUCUCUGGCGACCGUGAGAACGUCGACGUCAUUGCACACGAACUUGCUCACUCAUGGUCCGGCAACCUGGUCACCAACUGCAGUUGGGAGCACUUCUGGCUGAACGAGGGCUGGACUGUCUACCUCGAACGUAGAAUCCAGGCUUCGAUCCACGGCGAGCCUCACAGAGACUUCAGCGCCAUCAUUGGCUGGAAGGCGUUGACCGAUAGCAUCGAGGGCUACGGCGCCGAUCACGAAUACACAAAAUUGAUCCCCGAUCUCAAGGGCAAGGAUCCUGAUGAUGCAUUUUCUAGCAUCCCUUACGAGAAGGGUUUCACUUUCCUCUACUACCUCGAGAAGCUGGUUGGUAAGGAGAAGUGGGACAACUUCAUUCCUCAUUACUUCACCACCUUCGCCCAGAAGUCUCUUGACUCCUAUGAGUUCAAGGCUACUCUUCUCGACUUCUUUGCAAAGGACGAGAAGGCGACCGACAAGCUGACCUCUGUCGACUGGGACACUUGGUUCUACAAGCCUGGCUACCCACCCAAGCCUGACUUUGACACCAGCAUGGUUGACGUCUGCUACGAUCUUGCCAACAAGUGGGAGUCGCUCAACGGUGGCAAAUUAGACUUUACUCCUUCCGCGUCCGACAUCUCAUCCUGGUCCGCCAACCAAUCUGUCGUCUUCCUUGAGAAGAUUCAGACCUGGAAAACUCCUCUUUCACCCGCCCUCGUUGAGAAGAUGGGCGAGGUCUACUCUUACGCCAAGUCAAAGAACGUCGAAGUUGUCAGUAGAUACAUGAUUGUCGGUCUCAAGGCAAGAUGCGAGAGCGUAUACAUCCCCACCACCGAGUUGCUGGGCACAGUCGGUCGCAUGAAGUUUGUGCGUCCACUGUACCGUAACCUCCGGGAGUGUGAUGAGAAGCUCGCUCAGCACACAUUCGAGAAGUACAAGGAGUUUUACCAUCCUAUUUGUAAGGAGAUGGCCAGCAAGGAUGUGUACGGCAAGGCUCGUGGUGGUUAG